CAUACAGAGAAGAGAAGGUAAAAGAAGAGAAAGCACUCUCCACCAGCUCUGUAUCUGUAAAUGGCAUCAGAAACUCAAGUGUCUUGUCAGUCAGAUGUUCUUAUUCUCUGCUGGCCCAACUAUUAAUAAUAAGCAGAAUCAUUAACAAACAUGACGACUUCAUGGAGUGACAGACUUCAAAACUAUGCAGAUUUACCUGCCAACAUGGACAGACUUGCUAUGAAAAAGUAUAGACGAGAAGCUUACCACAGAGUGUUUGUAAACAGAAGUCUGGCAAUGGAGAAGAUUAAAUGCUUUGGUUUUGAUAUGGAUUACACUUUAGCAGUAUAUAAAUCUCCAGAAUAUGAGUCUCUAGGAUUUGACCUGACUGUAGAAAGACUUGUGUCUAUUGGGUAUCCUCAGGAGCUAUUGAACUUUGUCUAUGACCCAACAUUCCCUACAAGAGGGCUGGUGUUUGAUACAAUGUAUGGAAAUCUGCUAAAGGUGGACGCAUAUGGCAACAUUCUGGUUUGUGUCCAUGGGUUCAAUUUCAUGCGAGGACCUGAAAUCAGAGAGCAAUAUCCUAAUAAAUUCAUACAAAGGGAUGAUACUGAACGGUUUUAUAUUCUCAAUACUCUGUUCAACCUUCCAGAAACUUACCUAUUUGCCUGCCUUGUAGAUUUUUUCACAAACUGCCCUCGUUAUACCAGUUGUGAAACUGGUUUUAAAGAUGGGGACCUCUUCAUGUCUUAUAAGAGCAUGUUCCAGGAUGUCCGUGAUGCUGUGGACUGGGUGCACUACAAGGGUUCUCUGAAGGAGAAAACAGUAGAAAAUCUGGAGAAGUACGUGGUGAAAGAUGGCAAACUUCCUCUCCUGCUGAGUCGAAUGAAUGAAGUAGCUAAAGUAUUCCUGGCCACCAACAGUGACUUUAAAUAUACUGAUAAAAUCAUGACAUACCUAUUUGACUUUCCGCAUGGCCCAAAGCCUGGCACUGCACAUCGUCUCUGGCAGUCCUACUUUGAUCUCAUUCUCGUGGAUGCACGAAAACCACUGUUCUUUGGAGAGGGAACUGUCUUGCGUCAGGUGGACACUACAACGGGGAGGUUAAAGAUUGGGACCUACACAGGACCAUUACAGCAUGGCAUUGUAUAUUCUGGAGGGUCUUCUGACAUUGUUUGUGAUCUACUGGGAGCAAAGGGCAAGGACAUUGUCUAUAUUGGAGACCACAUCUUUGGUGACAUUCUGAAAUCAAAAAAGAGACAAGGUUGGCGAACCUUUCUUGUAAUACCUGAGUUGGCUCAAGAACUUCAUGUGUGGACUGACAAGAGCUCCCUGUUUGAAGAGCUUCAGAAUUUGGACAUAUUCCUGGCAGAACUGUACAAACAUUUAGAUAGCAGCAGUAACGAGAGACCAGACAUCAGCUCCAUUCAAAGACGUAUCAAGAAAGUGACGCAUGACAUGGACAUGUGCUAUGGCAUGAUGGGCAGUCUGUUCCGCAGUGGAUCUCGUCAGACCCUGUUUGCUAGUCAAGUGAUGCGCUAUGCAGACCUCUAUGCAGCUUCCUUUAUUAACCUCCUCUACUACCCCUUCAGCUACCUCUUCAGGGCUGCCCAUGUGUUGAUGCCUCACGAAUCCACAGUAGAGCAUGCCCACGUGGACAUCAAUGAUUCCGAGUCACCCAUGGCUACCCGCAACCGCAACUCUGUAGACAUGAAAGAUUCGGAGUAUAAGAGGCAUCAGCUGACCCGGUCCAUCAGUGAAAUCAAGCCUCCAAACCUGUUUCCGCAAACCCCUCAGGAAAUCACCCAUUGUCAUGAUGAAGAUGAUGACGAGGAGGAGGAGGAAGAGGAAGAAUAAGGAGUUGACUCUUAAACGACUGCACCCAAUCCUCCCAAUCCCUCAAAGUAGACUUGAACACUCCCCACCCCCGCCCCCCCUUCCCGAGGGGUUUAUACAACGGUUGGGAAAUGGCGGUUGAGGAAUGCAACGUACAACUCAUUGGAAAUCGGACAAAUCAGAGCACAGGCGCAAACCUGAAGCGCUUUUACAUUCAGAGGCACACAACACAUCAGCGCAGCAGAUUACAGUGGCUGUCAGGUAAUAUUCUGGUGGUCAACCCUAACGUUCAGGAAACGCGUCAAGGAUUGAGGCGUGAAGCACCGAGACCAAAGCCACUCGGAGGGGACAAAGCCCACUUAUUACUGCCAGUCAGCUGAGCAGCACAAAAGCCUUGGAUAAAAUGGCACCAUAUAGCGACCGUAGGGUAGAGUAGCGCGUAGUCUGUGAGGGUCUUUUGUUUAUGCCAGUAUUACUAAUGAAGUGUUUUAUCCUUGUAGACGGUGACAGGCGGAGUGUCACGACACAUUAUGACGGUAGAUUUGCUUUUUAUUUUGUGUUCUAUUUAUCGGUGUUCUGAGUUUUGUGGUCACGUUUCUGUUUUUUAUUUUUUUUUUUACUUCACAUUGUUGGAUAUUUAACUGUAUUGAAUUUUUCCUGACCAACGUAUGAAGUAAGAGGGAGCGGGACCACCUAGUACAAAGAUUUUAGCCUGGCAUAGGUUUUAAAAAGCACAUUUCUUAAAAGAACACCUCAAAGCUCAAUGGGGGUACGGCUAGUAUGGGCCGAAGAGACAGGUACUUGACAAGUGGCUUUAUGCAACAGUUCUGUCUUUAAGGGUGUGCCAUGAAUUGGGGGCACCUCAGCCAAGGAGACCGAAAAGAGGGUGAAAGGAAUCUUUAAGAACGUGCGACUCCGUGUGCUUUACAGCAGAAGCAUUUUUAAUAAACGUCUGAGACUGGGAUUGGUGGCUUCGGGGGGACUUGUGCUUGCUUGGUUUUGUUCUUGUGAAUGAAAAACAAAUUAGCUGAAGACUACAAACUGCUUGGCGGUGGGCUGUAAUGAAGACGUACUGCUCGAGAAGUGACCUGGAGGAUUCAAACCUGCUGUUACAGUGGAGGCGCAGGCCCUCGCACCUUUAAUGCAUGAUCAUCCUGUCUGGGGACGCCGCCAUUGACUCGGCCACUCUGCCUCUUUAUUAAUCCUUACGAUAUGUUACUACUUUGCAAACGCUUAUUCUGCUAAAUACGUAAAUACAAUAAAGUUCAAAAUCUUGAAGUGCUAA
Molecule: messenger RNA, 3100 nt
Organism: Polypterus senegalus (gray bichir)
Lineage: Eukaryota; Metazoa; Chordata; Cladistia; Polypteriformes; Polypteridae
Product: cytosolic purine 5'-nucleotidase
Exons: 19
Coding region: 151-1836 (561 amino acids)
Molecular function (GO): 5'-nucleotidase activity
Source: RefSeq, a predicted model, not a curated record